Messenger RNA from Stegodyphus dumicola, 619 nucleotides. RefSeq lists its product as uncharacterized. The record is from RefSeq and is a predicted model, not a curated record. NCBI's taxonomy places the organism in Eukaryota, Metazoa, Arthropoda, Arachnida, Araneae, Eresidae. Gene Ontology annotation, cellular component: cytoplasm.
UCGAACAUGAUUGGCUAAGGAGGUGUCGAUCGAACAUGGUCGUGACAAUAUAAACAGAUGGUUAAUAAUUCCUUUCAAGAGUCUGCAAACGAGUAAAAAAUAAGUGUUUUUCCGAACUCAUAAGUUUUUCUGAAUAUAAUCGUCCAGAUACAGAUCUGAAAACGUCAUUUUCUGCCAGCCACAUCAGUGAUCCUCCAAGUAAUUUUACGGAAUUUUCUGUCAUGUCGGUGUCUCCAUCUUCUCCACCUGCAGAGAAUGGCCAAGUUUAUCCAAGCAUAGAUAAUUAUUUUGAGCCAUCAGAGGAGAAAGCAUUUGAUGCAACUCCUGACAGUGGAAUACAUGAUCUCAGUGCGACUGAUCCUGAACAAAGAGCCAAGCUUGAAGAAGAGUGGAGAAAUGAACUGGCAAAGACUGAAGAAGAGAUAGCUACACUGAGACAAGUUCUCUCAGCUAAAGUGAAAUAUGCUCAAGAUGUUAAAAGAAAACUUGGCAUUACUCCUUGGAAAGAAUUACGAGAAGAUGUUGAACAAAGUUUACGGAAUAUUCAAGAGACGCCUGCAAUCAAGGAAGUUGGAGGCAAGCUUGUUGAAUGGAAUAGUGCUAUCACGAGUGCACCCAU